Cucurbita pepo subsp. pepo (vegetable marrow) is the source of this 817-nucleotide messenger RNA. NCBI's taxonomy places the organism in Eukaryota, Viridiplantae, Streptophyta, Magnoliopsida, Cucurbitales, Cucurbitaceae. The record is from RefSeq and is a predicted model, not a curated record.
AAAGAUUCUGUAAUUUGGAGUGUAGCAACGAUGUGGGCAAGCGCCGAAGGAGGGCCGCCGGAGGUUACUCUGGAGACUUCCAUGGGUUCUUUCACUGUCGAGCUUUACUUCAAACAUGCGCCGAGAACAUGUAGAAAUUUUAUUGAACUUUCUCGGCGAGGUUAUUACGACAAUGUCAAAUUUCACCGGAUUAUUAAGGAUUUUAUAGUUCAAACUGGAGAUCCCACAGGAACUGGACGGGGUGGGGAAUCUAUUUAUGGUAAGAAGUUUGAGGAUGAAAUAAAACCAGAGUUGAAGCAUACCGGAGCUGGUAUUCUAUCAAUGGCAAAUGCUGGUCCUGAUACAAAUGGAAGCCAAUUCUUUAUCACUCUUGCUCCUUGCCCAUCUCUAGAUGGGAAGCACUCCAUCUUUGGAAGAGUUUGUAGGGGAAUGGAAAUAAUCAAAAGGCUUGGCAGCGUACAAACUGAUAACAAUGAUAGACCCAUCCAUGAUGUGAAAAUACUACGAGCAUCAGUUAAAGACUAAACCGUUCGGUUAUGAACUUUAACUUUUGACACACUCGUAGCGUAUUAUCGAACCAAUCGAACCAUGUAUGAAACAGCAAUCGAAGCAAUGUAUUUUUAUCAUGGAAAUGAAGAAUUUCCAUUGUUUGUUGGUUGAAGACAGAGCAGGGGAAGAGGAACUUCCAAUCUCAUCAUGUAAGUGGUAUUCAAAACUCAUAACUUAGUAUAUGACUUAUUUUUCUGUGUCUAAUAUGAGGUCGAGAGUUCCUAACUUCGAAUCGUGAAUGAACAAUGCUUGUUUUUGGAUUCCUCGU